GUGCAUAACCUCAGUUUUCGCUGGGCUGAUGGGGAGGCCAGCGUUAUUAGCCCCUGCAGCAAAGCGGUUUGCGAGACCUUGUCAGUUUGCUGCUUCAGUCCAGGCCCAACCAGCCGUCUGCAGCGGUUCCUGAAAAGCCGGCGGCUGGCAGGGCCCGAGCCUUGGGCUGGCUAGAAACGCUCUCUGGAGCCCUAGCCCCUUCCAAGUGCCCGCUGUGGGCGCUCUGCAGAACCGACUCCAGGAGGAGGGGCGGGGGAGGGAGGCAAGGGAAGGGUUAACCCCUGCCUGGCUCCGGCAGCGGGCAGUGCCUGGCCGGUGCAUGCUUUUGCCUCUUCCAGCAGAGGGGCCGCUGAGUCACCAGGGCCCCGCUUGGUGAAUGGCUGCGCUCAAGAGGGGCUGGGCUGCCCUUCCGCUCCCGGCUCGCAGCUCGUCCCGCUCCGCAGUGCAGCCAGCCCGGCCGGCGGGAGGGCGCGGGGCAGCUCAGCAUGGCCGUGACCCUCAACAGCCGCUUCCAAGGAGGCAAAGCCUACGGGCAGCGGAGAGCGCAGCAGGAGGGGCGGCUGGAGGAGAUCAACAAGGAAUUUCUCUGUGACCCCAAGUUCAGUGAUGAAGAAGAUCUGGAGGAGAAACUUGCGGUGUUCAAAGAUCUGAUGUCUGUCAAAAGGAUGAUGGAGAAACUGGGGGCUCCAAAGACGCACUUAGAGCUGAAGAAGAUGAUCUCUGAAGUGACUGGAGGGGUUAGCGAAACCAUCUCUUACCAGGACUUCGUCAACGUGAUGCUUGGCAAGCGCUCCGCCGUCCUUAAAUUAGUCAUGCUGUUUGAAGGAAAAGCCAAUGAAAACAUCCCAAAGCCUUCUGGCCCACCUCCAGAGAGAGAUAUUGCCAGUCUUCCCUGAAGGCAAUAGGCUGAGAGCCAAAUCUGUCAGCACCAUGGUGGUCUGUAAGGAGGGUUACCUGUUUUGUUACUUUUACAUUGGUCAGUCUUAGUGAUAGAAACUAAUCUGCCUUAGAAGAGGAAUGACAAGGGAAGCCCAAGGACCCCCAGUUCACAGGUAGCUGUCUCUUUGCUGCGUCCCCUAGCCAGUUUCAUCGGUAGCAAAAGUGUAAAUGUGAUACCAAAAAUAACUGCAACCCCACCUGUGGUUCUCAGGUGAGAAAUUGCUGAUUGAUCUCUGUGGUCUCUAGCAUGGAUCUCUCUGCUAGAAAGGGCUGCCUCCUUUUGAACAGGUGGAUCCUGAGCCACAAUGAAUCAAAUGCCGAAUCUGCAUUCGGCACAGAGCAUCCUCCAGUCACUCCCAUGGGAAAUUGGUAUGUUCUUAACAUGGCCUUGCUGCCAGUCACUACCUUGCUAUCUGCGUCUCCUGAGGCUGCUGAUGAGUACUGCCCUGCCACACCUUGUAACGUGCCUUCUCAGCUCUACCCUACGCCUCCAUCCAGUUCCAGGAUGCGCGGGAUCUGGUGCCGAACUGGGAUGGCUCUUUGGGGCCCUGUUUCCUUUCGUUGUUGAUCAGGACUGUGGAAGAGAUUUUGCUGGUGGUUACACCUUGCAUGUGUCUUUUUGAACUAGGGUGCAAAUCCAUGAGAGUGCGGACCUGUUAAAGCCUCUGGGUGAGAUCCUGGCCCUACUGAAAUCAAUGGGAAUUUUGCCAUUGACUUUCUAAUGAGGCCUGGAUUUCCCAUUCUGUCUUGCAGUUCUAAGGCAGGCAAAAUUCUCACUGACAUCCACCAGUAUUUUGCCUGCCCAAGGUGCACGAUUUAAGCCCUAAGUGUACUUCUCAAGCUGUCUGCAGGAACAUAUAAUUGUUUGCUUAUAUGGCAACUACUAAAGAAUGCACAAGUAACUUAAAGAAUUCCUGCAUAGCUGUAACUUAAAGGAGCUCAUAACAGCAGUGAGACUAAAAAUAGGCAAGAAUUGCCCUCCCAAUCACAAUCACUGGCCUCCAACCAGAAGACAACAAAAAACUUCCGUCUUUGACUAUGGUGCAGGACAGAGAGCAAGCACCCCGUAGGGUCCCUCUUUGACCAAGGGGAAUAAGCCCUUGCAACUGUGAUCUCCUUUUUAGAAGCUAGAGAAACUAUUCUGUUAAGUCAUCUGUGGUAGAAGCUGUGCAUCCAUUGUCUGCUUAUAUUUAUAUAGUUAAAAUGUAAACUUCAUAAUAUAUUGGGUUUGUUUUCCUUGUAAUGUGAAUAAGUGGCUGGCUUCUGAAGCUUGCAGCCUUCCUCUGCUCCACUGACUGAUCCGUUCAAGUGCCUAGAAUAAAUCCCGUUUUAACAGCCAGUUGGAACUGGCUGUUAUCUUGCACCUGAAAUAUUGGGGGUGGUGGGAGAAUGAGCCCAGCUUUUUUGCCUUCGAAUUUUACAGAAGAGGCCUGUGAUGUGCUGAACCUGUAGGUCAAGGAAAUGGGACUCCAGUCUGAGUCUUUAAGCUGUUCCAGAAGAACUGUGGAUGAGUCUGUUUGUUCAUAUUGAUGCCCUCAAAACCUCCUAAAUUAGACAUUGAUCCUCCAAACAUACUCCUUCCUAUGUGCUUGAAUUUACUCACAUGCAGAGUCAGUUGAUUUCAAUGGGACUACUGUGCGAUUAAAAUUGAGCACGUGAACUUUUUUUUUUUAUGGGAACAGGGAUCUUUAUGUCUCACUUUUGGGGGUGGGAAAGACUCCCCUGCAUACCAGAACUUAGAUCUAGCAGGACUGUGCUCUGGACAUUGAAGUGUUCGUUGCUGUGUACUCUGUAUUUACAAUGCUUGGAACGUAGUUGUUUGCCCCUGGGGUUUCAUUGCUUAUCGUGUUUCUUCCCUCCCACUCUGGCUUUUUUUUCCUUUGUCCUUGGCAGCUUUUAACUUUUGUGGUUUUUUAAAUCAUGCCUUAAAUAAAAACAGAUACCCAAUUUA
Messenger RNA from Caretta caretta (loggerhead turtle), 2890 nucleotides. RefSeq names its product allograft inflammatory factor 1 like (gene AIF1L). Gene Ontology annotation, biological process: actin filament bundle assembly; ruffle assembly. Lineage: Eukaryota; Metazoa; Chordata; Testudines; Cheloniidae. Gene Ontology annotation, molecular function: calcium ion binding; actin filament binding. Gene Ontology annotation, cellular component: actin filament; ruffle membrane. The record is from RefSeq and is a predicted model, not a curated record.